GAAUGCAAUUUCUCGAUGCAGUUUUGACCAAUCCUUUUGCAACUGGAUUACGGACAGCUCAACUGAAGCCGCCUGGCAGCUGAGAAGCCCUUUCCCUUCUCUUGACCAAGGCCCAACGAGAGACCAUACGACAGGAUCCGGAAGUGGGCAAUUUUUAUUUUUGCCUGGAAGAAUAAGAACUGUACCAGCUCGACUCAUUGGACCGAUGCUUCAACCUGCUGAAGAUUGUCAGAUUCGCCUCUACUUCGACAUCCGUGGAAGAGGACCGAUAUCGCUCCAAGUCAAGACAAGAACUGAAAUAAAUGGAGAAGAGAAAGUUGUGUGGACUAGAGAAGAUCCAACAGAAGGCUACUUUUUCGUGGAAGACAGAAUUACUUUUAAAGAAACAAAGAGUUAUCAGGUGAUUAUCGAAGGUUCUAUUGCCAUAUCUAAAGGAAAAGUAAACUACAUAGCCGUGGAUGAUGUGUCUUUUAACCACAAAUGCGUGCCUCAAAUAACUCCAAUUCCAACGGCUCCACCAGUACUAUCUACACCAACGCCAACAAAGAAAUGCCAGUAUGGUCAGUUUAGAUGCACAAGUAAAGACGAGUGCAUUCCCAUAGCUCAGAAAUGUGACUUUAAAGAAGACUGUUCAGAUGGCUCUGACGAGCAUUUCUGUGGACAAUGUGAUUUUCACGAGGAUAUGUGCGGCCUUGUGAACGUGGCAACUUGGAGCAGCUACAAAUGGCAACGAAAGCAUGCAGAGGACUUUUCUCUAUCUCAGAACACUACCGUUCCAUCGACGGACAGUCAAGGAAACUCUGAAGGAUACUUUGCAGUUCUUACCGGAAAACAAUUCGGUUAUUAUAGUUAUGCAUCCACUAUGCGAACGCCUCCGCUUGGAGCUAUGUCUCAUGCAUGCAAAUUGGAAUUCUAUUAUCAUUUAAACAUAAGAGGAGGAUAUUUGGCUGUGCACGUAAGCCAGAUUGGAUAUGGAAGGAAAAUCAACAAGUUCACACAAAGGACGAAUACUGGAAAAAACUGGCAGUUUGCUUCUGUUCCCCUUGGAAAUUAUCCUGCGGGAAAAACGAUCGAAUUCGAAGGUAACACUAACUUCCAAUCUUACGUGGGAUUAGUUCAAGAUAUCGCUGUUGACAACAUUAAUUACGUCAACUGUGACCCUACAAAGACAUACACUGAAACUCUGAAUUGCACAUUCGAUAGGGACGAGUGUGGCUGGCAUCCAGAUAACAACUUCACGAGCACCACUUGGUCACGAGCAAAAACAUCGAUUCAAAAUUAUGGUCCAAAAGCUGAUCAUACCGGGAAGGGAGGAUAUUUCAUGUACAUAAGAGCAGACACAUACCUGAAAAAAGGCGACAAAGCUCACUUGGUGAGUUUGAAGCAAGAUCCCACCGAAAAACGCUGCUUCAAUUUCUGGUAUCAUAUGUACGGGCAAGAUGUUGGCACUUUGAAUAUCAUCAUCAGAACUGACACAGGAAACAGCACCAUAUGGAGAAAGAGCGACUCUCAGGGCAAUGCCUGGAAACCUGGAAUGAGAACUAUCCGCAGCGGAAAUCCCUAUUCUAUCGUGAUUGAAGGUGUAGUUGGCAGUUUUGCAAGACCUGUUAUAGCCAUCGACGACAUAGAAAUAUAUGAAGAUGAAUGCCCACAUCCAGUUGCUUGCGAUUUUGAAGCCGAUUUCUGUGAAUGGAAUUCAGAAAACUGGAUUCUGCAAAUUGGUGAAGGCAACAUUCCUUCAAAAGACCACACCACGGGCACAAAAACAGGAAUGUAUGCAACGUUAAACGAAAGCACUGGUUCACUGACAAGUCCGGAUUAUAAUCACACAAAGAACGACUUCUGCCUCAAUUUCUGGUACUUCAUCGAGGGAGAUCGGUAUACAAAACUGCAAAUCAUGAAAUCUCAAAUUACUUCGCACGAUUAUACAAAGGUAGUGUGGGCAGAUAUAGGUGAACCAGAUGUCAAGGGCCAAUGGGAACAUUCUAAGGCGAGCAUAACAGAGCUCAAAGACGGAGAUUUUAAUAUCGUCAUUUUUGGGUCUAAGACGAACGAAAGCACAGUUGUUGCUGUAGACGAUGUUGCAAUUGAAGACGGAGUUUGCCCACCAUAUGGUAGUUGCAAUUUUGAGAGAGAUUUUUGCACGUGGAGGAAUUUAGGAUAUCCUUACAGCUCAGGUCUGCGAUGGAUUCGAAACUCAGGGGCGACGACUACUUAUGGCAGCGGCCCUUCAAUUGACGUAACAACAGGCACUGCAGAAGGUUGGUAUAUUUAUGUGGGCGGAGAAUUUGGUCGCGUCGGGCAAACGGCUGUUCUGGAAAGUGAAAAUCUUCAUUAUGCUCCAAAUGCCUGCUUCAAGUUUUGGUAUCAUAUGUACGGAUUAGGCUUCAGUGGAUCGUUGGAAGUUGUAUUCGUCAAUCAUACGGACAGUAAAAUUUACAAAGUGAUGAAAAUUUCUGGCAGUCAAGGUAACAACUGGUAUCAAGUGAAGAGAUUAGUUAAAGAUCUACCACCAACAUAUAAAAUACGAUUUAUCGGCUCUAGAGGUUGGUCUUCAGAUAUAGCCCUAGAUGAUAUAUUUAUUCAACCCGAUUCUUGUGCAGAUCCAGUGGAACCAACGUCCCCACCAACUGACUUCCCUCCGUCAGUCUGGGAUUGUAACUUUGAAAAUGGCGACUUCUGUAGUUGGAAAAAUGGUGAUGCUUGGAUCAUACAAGAUGGAAGAAAAGCUUUGAUUUCAAAACUAGGACCAACACUUGACCACACCAGACAAGAUGCGUUAGGACGAUAUGCUUACUACAAACCAACCAACGAUAGUGGACAUGACCUUACGAGUUCCGAAAUUGACACUUCCAACCAAGAAUACUGCUUCCGGUUUUGGUAUUACAUGCACAGUCCUUCUCCAGUCACUCUCGAAUUGCAUGUACUUCAGUAUAAUCAGGUAACUGGGCCACUGUUGGUAAAGAAAGCAAGUGCAGAUACGAAAUGGAAAUAUGGUACUUUCUUCAUGGAAAAAUCAGUGAAUAUGUCCAUUGUGCUGAGACCGACGAGGAGCGAACUUGGUGUAGGGGACAUUGCAAUUGACGAUAUUCUGGUGAAUGCUGGCCGAUGCCCAAUUUUAAAGGGUUUCCCGUGUGAUUUCGAGUCUGCUGAUAUCUGUGGUUUUAAAAGGGAAUCACCGGAUGGUAUCACAUGGAAAAGACAGCAAGCAAAAGGUGCUAAAGUGGGACCGAAAGUCGACAAAAGUUAUGGCACAGCAGAAGGCCAUUAUCUGAUUGUGUUACCAUCAACUAAUUCCCGUGUUCUUGGAGACAACAAAGCUCGGUUUAUCAUACCCAACGUUCCAAGUUCAGGCUUGACAAGAAGCUGCGUUCGAUUUUGGUACCAAAUGACUGGUGAAAAUGUCAUCGCCCUCCAACUGUAUAUGCGGACGCCUGGAGGAGCUUUGCCACAGUUUCCACUUUGGUCUCAUGCUAGUAAACACGGUAAUGACAGCUGGAGAGUGGGACAACGGACGAUAGAUGCUCCUUACGUGCAUGAGAUUGUCUUCGAAGCGGUUAUGCAGAAAGGAAAUGACGGAUACAUUGCAAUGGACGAUGUCGUUGUAAAAGAAGGAAGUUGCCCACCCCCUGGUUCUUGUGACUUCGAAACUGAUCUUUGUACUUGGCAGAACGCAGAUACUGAUGUCGACCUGGAGUGGGUGAGAAAUAGUGGUUCGACUCCAACAGCUAACACAGGCCCAGAUGUUGACCAUACACUUGGGACAGAAUUUGGUUCUUAUAUAUAUUUGCAAGCCGACAAUCCUGCUAAAAAGAGGAAUCUUCUUGGAGUUUUAAAUUCGGAAUUUUUCAGUCUUUCAACCGAACGCUGUCUUUCCUUUUGGGCCCACAUGAAAGGAAAAGAAAUGGGAUCGCUAAUAGUCAACAUAAGCUACUAUGAUGACAAUCAAGUUAAGAUGGAAAACAGAAGACUCUGGAGAACUGAGGGAAAUCAGGGAGAUAAGUGGUUCAACCGCCAAAUCAAUAUUAACAUCGAUGGAAUGGAAAUGCUGGAAGAAUAUCAGCUUCAUUUCAUAGGUCUGACAAAAGGAGCACUGAGUGACAUUGCCCUAGACGACAUCGAUGUGACAAAUAAAAAAUGCUACGACGUCCCAGACGAUGCUUUCGACUGCAAAGAUGGAACCCACGUCAAUGCCAGCAAGGUCUGUGAUUUCGAACUGGACUGCAUCAAUGGCGAAGAUGAAGCUAAUUGCGGAGAUUGUGAUUUCGAACACGGAGACUGCGGGUGGACUGAUAAAGGUUCAUAUUAUUAUAAUAAAUGGAUCAGAACCCAAGGAGUAGAGGGCACCAAAAAGAAUGGACCAGGCUACGAUCAUACCUUUAACUCAACCACAGGCUAUUUUAUGAUGAUAAAUUCUCAGUACUAUUCUUGGCAAACUUCUGUGCUUCAAAGCUCGGAUGUUCAAUUCAAAAAAUCUUAUGUGUCAUGUUUAAUGAUCUUCUACUACAUCAACGAUGCUUAUGUUUCUGGAUCACUUAGAAUCAAAAAACGUCUGGGCAGCUGGACUCUGGCAACAGUUUGGGAGACUACGUACAGCAACAAUGGAAUCUGGCAGCAGGCAAGGGCUUAUUUAGGAACAACUGAAAGGCCAUUUUACGUAGAAUUUCAGCAUCAGAGCAAUGGCAGAAUGUCUUAUAUAGCAAUUGACGAUAUAACAUUCGAAAGCUGUGGAAUGCCUGCUAAACGAGAAAAAUGUGCAUUAAAUGAAUUCGAGUGUGCAAAUGGUAGAUGUGUUUCACGAUAUUACGUAUGCGAUUUGACUGAUGACUGCGGAGACAGAUCAGACGAAAAUGUGACAUUGUGCUCCAAAUACCCAAAACCCUGCACAUUUGAGAUGUUUGGUGACUGUGACUGGAAAACCAGAGGAAAAUCAAAGAAUAAAUGGAGUGUUCAGAGGUCUUCGUCUUCAAGAGGCACGAGCAUUUCUGGGCCUCUUAAUGACCACACCAAAGGAACUGAUCAAAGUGGAAGUUAUCUAAAACUGAUGCGUUAUUAUACAGAUAACAAAUAUCCCGAAGCCUAUUACCAGAGUCCUAAUUAUCAGAUAAUGAGAGGAUCAUAUUGUUCUCUAAGGUUCUACUAUUAUAUGCAUAACACACCUUUGGCAAGUUUGAAAGUGUACACCGAAACAGAAAAGGACGGUUGGAACUGGCAACUGCGAAUGGCAGGAUUCGGUUCAUAUGGGCAGAAAUGGAAUAGAGCAAUUAUCAACAUCCUGUACUCUCAGCCUUUUCAUUUCAUUAUAGAGGGCAAGCUUGGAAAUUCAACAACGUCUAUACUCGCUAUUGAUGAUAUAUCAGUCAGUAGCGGUUGCCAAAAUUACACCGCAGAUCUUCCCACACCACAGUCGACACCACUGCCAACCGCAUCAGUGUGCACAGUGAACCAGUACAAGUGCAGAUCUGGUGUUCCCCUAUGCAUACCAUUAGAAAAGCGAUGUGAUUUCACUCUCGAUUGUUCGGAUGGUUCCGAUGAAGAAACCUGCGGUCCUUGUUCAUUCGAAAAAGACUUUUGUGAAUGGAAAAAUGAAAGUCCAGGAAAGUUUAGUUGGAGCAGAAAGAACGCCUCCAAUGCUAAUGGCUAUGGUCCUUCAACAGAUCAUAAAAAUUCUUCUGAAGGUUGGUAUGCUUAUGUUCAACAAGGCUUCGGAUACUAUAGCGACCCAGCUAUCUUACAAAGUCCUCCACUCCCGCCAACAUCCAGUCAUUGUGUUAUGGCCUUCUGGUUGUAUGUAAGCUCAACGGCUGGACAGUUUUACGUCGAGCAUAAACCACCCGGUUAUUAUUAUUAUACGUACAGAAAAAUAUGGACUUUACCUAAGCAAACUGAAACGAACUGGCAACUUGUUGAAGUUAGGAUUCCCAAAGCAGAAACUAAAGGAACUAUUGUCAGAUUUCAUAGUGUACCGAACUGGUAUUGGUUCACUCAGGAUAAGAAUGUUGCGAUAUCGGAAGUGAAAUUUAUGAACUGUAACCCAAAAGAACUCUUGGUUGACUGCAAUUUCGAUGAUGAUUCCUUUCAUGACGGAUUGUGCUUUUGGACCCAGAACCCACUGGCCACUCUGAAGUGGAAACGUGGUAAUGGAUCAACAGAACUCAAUUUUACAGGUCCAACAUCUGAUCACACAACUGGUCAUGGAUAUUAUAUGUACAUUGAUCCCCGAGAUUCAUACGCUUAUCAAACAGCACGGCUGACAAGCCCCACCCUCCCUAUGAAUAUUCCUGAAGGAAGUUGUUUUUCAUUCUGGUAUCAUAUGUAUGGUCAACAUAUCGGCACAUUGGGUAUUGAAACAUCUUGGUAUUGGGCCUAUCAAAGAAAAUGGACAAGAAUGAGAUCUCAGGGGAAUAAAUGGAUUUAUGGGGAAGUGGAUAUUAGUAGUUAUCGAGAUUACACCAUAAAUAUCGUUGCAUACAGCUCUUGGGGUAAAGAAAACAAUAUCGCUAUAGAUGAUUUGAAAAUGGUGGACGGAGCUUGCACGCAAACAGGUAUUUGCGAUUUCGAAAAAGAUUUUUGUGGCUGGAACGAUACGUUCGAAGGCAGCACUGGAUGGAUACGUUCACAGGGUAGCGGAAACUGGAGUGUUGAAAAACCUCGAAUUGAUCAUACUACUAAUUCUGAAUUUGGAUAUUUCAUAUACCUUCCAUAUAAGCGUAGAGGAGACUUGGCUAGACUGGAAAGUCCUAUGUACAAAAACUAUGGUGAUAUGUGUGUCAAAUUCUGGUAUAAUAUGUUUGGUAACGACAUUGGUACGUUAGCUGUAUAUCAGAGGACAAAUCAGGAGACUAGACUGGAAAAUUUAAAAAGUUUGUGGAAGAGAUCUGGUGAUCAUGCUGGCGGAUGGAAACUUGGACGCGCAACUAUGAAAUCUCUUCCUGCAUUUUAUGUAGCAUUUGAAGCUGAAACAGGAGUAGGGCCUUUAGGGUACAUUGCACUUGAUGACAUACAUCUCAUGCACGGAGUGUGCUCUGAUCCUGCAUCUUGUACUUUCGAAAUAGACACCUGUGGUUGGAGCAAUUCUGAUGCUUUCGCUGACGUCGACUGGAUAAGGCGAACAGGUGGGGAUCAAAAUAUGGGUCUUGGGCCUUCAGCAGAUCAUAGUACGGGAACUGUUAAUGGACAUUACAUGUAUGCAUAUUUGACAGGAUUAUCUGCUCAGUCUCAGUCAAUGCUUAUUAGUGAAGAUUUGGAAAUCUAUCCUAAUUAUUGCUUUUCAUUCUGGUUGAGCAUGUUCAAUGCUGUGAACUCCUCUUUAUUAGUCCAACAAGUUUUGGUAGGAAUGGGCUGGGAAGGUAUUGCCGAAAUAAAAUCUUCUGACGUAGACAUGAAUAAAUGGAUCCAAAUAGAAACAAAUAUUACUGCAGAGGAUGCUGGAGACUUUUUUCAACUUGGGCUGACAGCGCUCACGGCAAUUGAUCAAGAUAAUAUCACUUCAAGGGGAAUUGCUAUUGACGAUGUAUCCCUGAGGCAACAAAAGUGUGGGCAACAAAUAAUCACCACACCGACACCUACGACUACUACCACAGCUUAUCCUCCAACUAAAUUCGACUGUGACUUUGAAACUGAUUUUUGCCUGUGGGAAAAUAAUGCCGAUUCAACUGCAAAGUGGGAGAUUAAAGAGGGUCACUCUGACAUUAAACUGACACGACCCAGGACAGAUCAUACGACACUAUCGACUAGUGGACAUUAUAUCACAUUAAAUGAUGCUUCAAAGAACUAUUAUUGGUCCAAAGCUACACUCACUAGCAAAGAUGGAUUUGAUCCCGAUGAGGACGGCAUAUGCUUUAAAUUCUGGUAUCACAUGUACGGCAAUCAACCAGGUACAUUGUACUUAAAAGUCCAAAACUUCCAUGACGAAGACAAACUUGAAACCGUUUGGACAAAACCAAAGUCUCAAGGACCCACGUGGAAAUAUGAACAAAUACAUAUUGCCAGAGAUUAUUAUUUUAAGUUAGUAUUCGAAGGUGAUGGAACAAGAUAUGGAGACAUUUCUUUAGAUGACUUCUCAGUGAACUUUAAAUCAUGUCCUCCAAGAGAUUUUUGUGAUGUAGAACAAGACUACUGCGGAUUCUCCCACGAUCCAGAAGGAGACUUUCAAUGGCGUAGAGGAAAUGGAUCUCGCACAAAUGGUCCGGAUAUUGAUCAUACCUAUGGUACUCUGUUUGGAAAUUAUUUCUAUGUAGACACAAGCGUGCCCACUUCUAAAGGAAAAGUAGCCAGACUCGAAUCCCAGCCUUACCGACCAGAAAAGAAAUGCAUGCAGUUCUGGUAUUAUCUGUAUGGGGAAAAUGUCGGUACAUUAGAAGUCUUAGUACGAAAUGGUGACAAUAAAGAUAACAUGUGGAAGGAAUCUGGAGAUAACACAGAAUUUUGGCAUGGUUCUGAGGUGCUCUUGAAAAAAGAACUUGCAACACCAUACAGUUACAUAUUCCAGGUAACUGCUGGAUCGGCUUUCAGGAAUGGUACAAUAGCUAUUGAUGACAUUGAUGUGAGAGCAGACUGUCCACCACUGGGUUCCUGCAAUUUUGAAGACGGAAUGUGCCUCUGGACAAACGACCCGUACGCCGAUCUUCAGUGGCUUCGAGGCUCAGGAGAAUUAACCGAUUCUGCUCCUGCAUAUGAUACCACCUUAGGCACCCAAUUCGGUGUUUAUUUAUAUGUACAUGUUGUCAAUCAAUGGAAGUCAGAUCCUUCACCGGCUCGCCUAUUCUCCCCUUACUUCCAUUCUGACUCUAAGCGUUGCAUUAAUUACUGGAACUUCCGAAACGGAACUGAUUUCAAUGGAGAACUAACGAUCUCUGUGUAUGAUGAUGACACCGACGAAAUGACCAUCGUUCAGCAUUUCAGUCAAGAAAAACUCGGUCGAUGGAACAACGAACAGGUACAGAUAGACAGAGACGAGGAUGAAGGAAAAUACCAGAUCAUAUUCGAAGCAGAUUUGACAUCAUCUUUAAACCAUUUCAUUGCCAUUGACGACAUUUCUGUGACUGAGGGUGAAUGUACUCCCAUCGAAGAUAGGCCGCCUGACUUUACUUGCGACGAAGGCAAAACGCAUAUACCGGACGAACUGCGCUGCGACUUUUAUGUGGACUGUAAAGAUGGAACAGACGAAAGCGAGUGUGGAACUCACUGUGAUUUUGAGGACGAAGGGCCAGAUCCUUGCAAUUGGAAAACUACUACCACACGUCAAACUUCCUGGAACCAGACCUUAGCCAAUGGAACAGCUGAACCCGAUCGAGAUCAUACUAGAAACAAUCCAGGCGAAGGGCAUUAUAUGAAAAUUAACUACCUACAACGUUAUGUAUAUAGGGGUCAAGCAGACCUCAUCAGCCCUGCUCUCACUGAGUCCUCACCUUCUUGUAGAAUGUUCUUUUGGUACUACUUCUAUGCAGUUUAUCCCACCGAAGCCUUAUCUGUCUUGUAUGAUUCUGGUCACGAAAGCACCAGAACUACACUGUUCCGUUUAGAAGGAGAUCAAGAAAGGGCCUGGAAACGAGCAGAAGUGGUUUUGGGUAGGAUCCGAAAACGAUUCCGUGUUAUAAUCAACGGAGAUAAGAAAUCCAUGACGGGUGUUAUUGCCAUUGAUGAUGUGGAUUUCGAGAAUUGUGACAUCCCAAGAAAACUAGAUAAACCUAAAAAAUGCGGAGAUGACGAAUUUCAGUGUGAUAAUGGAAACUGCAUAUCCAACAACUUAGUAUGUGAUUUUGUUGAUGACUGUGGGGAUUACAGCGACGAAAAUCGGCUAAAAGCUAGUUGCGAUUUGUACCCUGGACGUUGCGAUUUUGACGAUAAUAAUUAUUGUAGCUGGAAACGAACUUUAGAAAGUGAUUACACUUGGCAAAUUAGCAAGACAAACCUCGAAAGUUAUUUUUAUAAGGUUUUUGUUCCCAGAGAUCAUACUCGGAAUUCCAAUAGUGGAAAAUUCUUAUAUUGCAGCAACAGAUAUCGCACCAAAGGUAAUGUAGCUCGUCUGUCGUCGCACGUUAUGGAAGUCAAAGAUAGUACUUGCAAAUUAAGAUUCUUUUACACAUACGGAACUCAAUUUAAUUCCACCAAAUAUGACCAAAUGAGAGAUAUCGGCAGUUUGACAGUUUACAUUAAGAGAGACGAAGUUAACGUAUGGAAAUCCAUAUUUGUUGUUCGAGAACCGCCAGGCCAAUAUUAUGAAAAGGUUAUUUUGCCUCUGAGUGAUAUUAAAGAUCCAUUUGAGGUUGUCAUCGAAGGUAAAGUCGGCAGCACAUCCAAGGAAGGAGGAUGGGCUGUUGACGAUGUAUCUUUCACAACAGGUUGUAUUGAAUCCGAAAAAAUAUUACCCAUCACUCUCAUUGAACCUACUCCGACGCCAGUUGAUAGCUGCCCCGAGGGUCAGUUCCUCUGUGCCUCUGAUAAAAUCUGCAUAAAUAUAGAAAAAGUGUGCGAUUUUGUACACGAUUGUUCCGACUCGUCAGAUGAAGCUAAAUGUGGAACGUGUACAUUCGAUGAUGACAGUAAUCCAACUUGUGGCUGGAACGACGCAAAAGGCGGGAAGUGGAGAAGAACAACAGGCGCACGGGGUAAAAACGGACUUACUUCUGAUGUUAGUGGAUCUGGAUAUUACAUGUACGUCACAAAAGAAAGAACAGGAGCAGUCAGUAGUCAGGCGGUGCUUCGAUCCGUUGAUUUCCAUCAAGCUUCGGCAACUUGUGAAGUAAAGUUCUACUACUUCAUGUCUGGCAUCGUAAACAGUGAUGCUUCUUUGAAAUUGCAGCUGCAAACAAACAAAAAGCAAGAUGUCAUGCUAUGGAGAGAAAUUUCUGAUCAAGGUCGGAAUUGGCAGAAUGCCACGGUUAGCAUAGGACGAAGAGAAGCUGGAUGGCACUUGGAUUUCAUAGCAACUCAUGUUUUGAGUGAAGGAGAUAUUGCCUUAGAUGAAAUCGAAUUUAUGACAUGCGCGCCUCCAGAAAAAAGAAAAUGCGCUAAUAAAGAAGAAUUUGCUUGUUUAAGUGGAGAGUGUAUCAACAAAACAUUGGUGUGCGAUUUCAGCUUAGACUGUCCCGAUGGUUCUGAUGAAACUAAUUGUUCUGAUUAUCUAGAAAGAUGUGAUUUUGAAAAAGGUAAUAUGUGUGGCUGGACUCAAGAUGAAAAGGCUACCCAAAAAUGGGUAUUGACAUCAGGAAGAAAACUUGCCGAAGGCACUGGUCCUGAUAGAGAUCAUACCAUUGGUGACGAAACAGGGCAUUUCCUAAUGGCGAAUAGGGGAACAUCAUAUUAUUACUAUUAUAGUGCCCGAAUAACAAGCACCGCUUUUAUGGCUGACACCUCAGGAAAUUGCCGUUUAAGAUUUUGGAAACAUCUCUACAAACCAUACACGAGCAGUAUCACAGUCUAUUUACAACUAGCAGAUGAUACCCGUCUCCGACAGGUCAAUAAAAUGUAUGGUACAUCUGGAGAUGAAUGGGAAAGAGUUGAAGUGCCACUGAAAAGCAAAUUUAACUUUCACGUAGUCAUAGAAGGUUCUCCUAGUAGUGGUCUUAAAGGUGAAGUAGCAAUAGAUGAUAUAUCCUUUUCACUUGAAUGCAUUCCUGUGUAUACGAUAAUAACAACACCCAUACCGACAGUCCAACCUCGAGGAGUCUGUAAGAGACUGGGAGAGUUUACUUGCGAUGAUAAUUCUUGUGUUCCUUUUGAUGUAGUCUGCGAUUUUAAAACAGAUUGUCCGCACGGAGGAGAUGAAAAAAGUUGUCCUGCUUUUUGUGACUUCGAAUUAGGGUCAACUUGUGGAUGGACCGCUAUAACAAGAGCUGGUGAUGGUGUAGAAGUCAAUGUUACCAUCGCAGAAUUCGCCAAAGAUAUCUCACCAGACGCUCCUAAAGUAGAUAAGACGACUAACAGCAGUAAAGGAUCAUACUUAAUUAUACAUACAAGUUUAGAAACAGAAACUGGCCCCAUAGACGAGUAUAAAAGUCCAUCGUUUUCGUCAUCUGCCUCAACCUGCAAAUUUUCCUUAUGGUAUGCUUGUAAAAAAAUAUUCUUGCGGCCUGUCAUUACUCUAAACACCGCAAACAGUACAAUGGAUAUGGUUUCAAUUACAGCCUCAAAUACAUGGAAACGUGAAGAAAUUGGUCUCGGGCGACGAACAAGCAACUUUUCUAUCAGCAUUAACAAAAAAUCUGGCAUGAGCCGCUGGGAUUACUUGGCACUCGACGACAUAGAAUUUGUAAACUGUGCUCUUCCUAAGAAAGAAACGAAUAUUUGUGGCGGGUUCCGAUGUAAAAAAACAAAAGCUUGCGUAGACGACUCUCGUGUUUGUGAUGCUACCGACGAUUGUGGUGAUUCCACCGACGAAGAAGCCUGCUCUGAUUUAAAUUACCACAUUACAGACUUCGAGAAUGGAUUUGGUAUUUUCAGGCAAGUUAUGAAUGAGCCUUACGCACCUCUUUCUUGGACUAUAAAUAAAGGACCGGCUCCUGGUCACGUAAAUGCGAGGGUUGGACCACCUUUUGACCACACUCUGUCCGAUCCUGAAGGUCACUAUCUUAGCAUGACAAGAGGUAGCGUAGGCGCACUGAAUGAAAAAGCUUGGAUAAUUUCUGAUGUUUUGCAGAGCAUUGCGAAGGAAGAUUGCCAGAUGAGAUUCUAUUACUUCAUGUAUGGAGACAAAGUAAACCAACUCAAUGUGUUUACCAUUACGGAAACAAAAGGACAGUUGUAUCCAAAGUGGACUCAGACAGGCGAAGUUGGAAACUUCUGGAUGAGAGCAUCAGUGACCUUCAACGAAAGUGUUCCAUUCCAAGUCAUCUUUGAAGGUAAAGGCGGUGUCACCACAAACGAUCUGAUUGCAGUUGAUGAUAUAUCAUUCACUCCAGGAUGCAAGCACUUGAAGGGAGUAACAUUCCCUCCCGUCACAGUAACUGGCACUGGUUCAACGACCACUCCUAUGCCUACUGGUUGUAAGCCUGAUGAAUUCUUCUGUGUGGAAGAUAAAGUAUGCAUCCCGGGAAUAAAAAGGUGCGAUUUCCGUGAAGACUGCCAAGAUAAGAGUGAUGAAGCUGGUUGCGUGAAAAGCUACUGUGACUUUAAAGACGAUAUGUGUGGCUGGGAUAUACUCCAUAAGAAUAAAAACAUAACUAGAGCAAAGAGGCAAAUUGAUGAAGAAAGUGUGUUUAGGUGGAUUCGCAUUCAAACUAAAGACGAACAUACCAAGAUCAAUCUGAACUACCGACCUAAAGUUGAUCAUUCUACCAACUCAACUGAUGGAUGGUACAUGCUGGCAGAUGGUGCUCCGGGACGGCAAGGGGAUGUUACGUCGCUUGUAACUCCCAGGAUUUCUGCUACGCAUUCCCAUUGCGCUGUCGACUUCUGGUUUUUCUGUGGAGCGUGGACCUGCUCAUUAAAUGUUUACACUGGCAAAGAAGGCACAAAAAUGCAACCUGCGUGGAAAGCCGAAUUAGCUAUAUAUGGAAGAGGUUUUAGCAAAAAGUGGAUGCACGCCAGAGUUCCUGUCAGCGCUUUGACCGAUUUCCGGGUGUGGUUCGACAGUGUUCGCCCCUAUACGUACACCAAUGCUGUCUGCUUGGAUGACGUUUCGUUCAUGAAAUGUGCUCCACCACCUACCGUAGACUUAGAGAAAGAAGUUUGUGCCAAGGAAUACUUUUCUUGUACCAAUGCAAAGUGUGUUGAAGAGAACUUGCGUUGUGACUUCAGUGACGACUGUGGCGAUUUCAGCGAUGAAAAGGAUUUUGUGUGUCAGGCGUACCCUGCCCGUUGUAACUUCGAUGGUGCCCCGUGCGCACACUGGCACCUGGAGCAAGAUGGUUAUGCUGCCUGGGGUAUAGAAACCCCCAAGACCUCACUUUUUGCCAACUCACCUUCCACCGACCACACUACGAAAAGUGCUGCAGGCAAAUUCCUGACAGUUGGGUCUGGAUACGUAAAUCGCGACAAGAAACCCAAAAUAAGAUCUGAUACAAUAGAUGGUAUCUCCAAGGGGUGCAAGGUACGCUUCUGGUACAAUAAUAUAUUCGCGAAUAACCCCUUGCGAUUAUACAAGAGAUUAAAUUACAAUUCGGAUGGUAUGGAAUUCUUGAUAGAAUUUGCAGAUGACGUCACUAAUUUCUGGCACCGAGCUGAGCAUGAAAUUGGCAAUUUGGAUUCACAAGACUAUCAGAUUGUGAUUGAAGCAGCACUAUCAGGAACUUAUGGCAGCGUUAGCAUCGACGACAUAUCGUUAACACCGGAAUGUCAUCUUGCAUUAGACCGUGAUAUACCUGGAAAACCAACUACUCCUCCUCCCAUAGAUGACUGUGCCCCUGAAAAGUUUUCUUGCAAGAACAAAAAGUGUUAUACUCAUCUCCAAAGGUGCAAUUUUAUAGAUGAUUGUGGCGACGGAACUGACGAAGAAGACUGUGGUACUUCUUGUGAUUUCGAGAAUGGAACAUGCGGAUGGUUUAAUGCCUUUGGAUACAAAGGAAAGUGGACAAUUAGACAAGGAAAGACUAGCUAUAACAUAAAAACAGAUCACACAUUAGGAACCAAGGAAGGUCAUUACUUGACCCCCGUGAGUUUCGUGAAUGAAGUUGCCCAAUUACAUUCCAAGCCUUAUGUGAUAUCUGGAGCCAAUUGCAAGAUGUCCUUUUGGUACUACAUAGAUGGUUACAACCCCGGUGAACUUUCCGUUAUGAUAUUGCAUAAUAAGAAAAACAACAAGAACGAGGUACUAUGGAAAGAAUCUAAGCCCCAAGGAAAAGAUUGGAAGGAACAGGUCGUCGACAUCAAAACACAGGAACACUUCAGCAUAGUUUUCGAAUCAACACAGGGAUCCAGUUACUCUAAAGCCUUGGCUAUUGAUGAUAUAAAAUUCAUAACGUGCGCCUCAACUCAUCCUCCUGUUGAAUGCUCGAGUGACGAAUGGAUGUGUGAAGACAAAUUAAAAUGCAUCAAAGUUUGGGCUCACUGCGACGGAAAGUACGACUGUGAUGACAAGUCUGACGAAUAUAAGUGUGAACCUCAACAUGGCGACUGUAAUUUUGAUUCUGAAAACUGGAAGGACGAAUGUGAAUGGGUGUCGAAAGAGUUAGAAUUUGAGUGGUCCAGGGCGAAGGAAGGCCGAAGUCCGGAAACUGGGCCCGAGAGAAACCAGAAUCCCAGACAGGAAGGUUAUUUCUUGUACAUUGAUUCCUCCAAAGCAUCGGAAGGCGAUCGAGCUGGUGUCAUGACACCAGUAUUCAAAGCUAGUGAAGGCAAAUGCUACCUCCGCUUCUGGUACUUUAUGAAAGGGUCUCAGACACUUGGAAAAUUAGAGGUUCUCAGCGAAGGAGAGAAUGGACAAAUAUUUCCACUAUGGGUCAAGUCUGGUCCUCAAGGUGACAAAUGGAUGUACGCUUACGCUGCAGUCGGCAAUCCUCAAACGUACAGAGUUGGUUUCAUCGCUCAUAGAGGUGGUGACAACAGGACUGACAUCGCCAUCGAUGAAGUUAAAUUCACAUACCGAUGUGCUGAAGGAGGUGAAGCAAUUGUGCCAACCGGACCAACAUCUUUGUGCGGCAAGGAUGAGUUUAUGUGCAAGUCUCGAACCCAGUGCAUACCUAAAGAAUGGAGAUGCGAUUGUGCCUACGACUGUGACGAUGGAAGCGAUGAAGAAAACUGCCCGGUUCAGUGCUUCACUACAAGACCUCCAAAACCUCCCAGCAGUAUCACGCCAUAUAUCGAGCCCACAGGAACACCUAUACCACAGAAGCAUUGUCCUGAGGGCCAAAAACUUUGCGGUGAUGGCAAGACGUGCAUUCCUGGUCUUCUACUAUGCGACGGAGUUCCUGAUUGUCCAGAUGGUUCAGAUGAAAAAUAUGGAUGCGGAAAUGCACGGCUGUGUUCAGGAAAGUUCUAUUUCUGUAUGGAUCGUGCCUAUCCCCCCUGCGUGGCAAGAGAGAAGCUCUGCGAUGGAGUAAAAGACUGUUCUGAUGGAUCGGAUGAAAGUAUUUGUGACAAAUGCCCGCAAACAUUCUGUCAAAAUGGAGGAAAUUGUUCCAUUGUUAAACGGGCUCCAGUUUGCAAAUGUAAACCUGAGUAUGCUCAAAACAGAUGUUAUAAUUUAAUUGAAACUCCAGACCUGGAACAGAAAGUGCAAUAUUCUCAGGGGAAUGUUGGCUGGAUCAUAGGUGUGGUCAUAGGAACUAUUCUUCUCAUAGCAAUCUUGUUUAUUAUAUGGUAUAAGAAAAAUACAAAUGCUGAAAGAACAAGGCUAGCACAUGCUGUAGAUAAUCCAGUGUAUGGUCUAAACUUAGAUACAUUAACAUUUGGUGAACUCAAUACACAUAUGCCAGUUAGGCAUGAAGAUGGUGCUGAAACGACGGCAAUAGAAAAUCCUCUCUAUGCUUUCAAAUCAGAUAUCAAAUGAGAGGAAAAGUUCACACCACAUUUCCUUCAUCACUUUAUUACAUCUUACAUAUCUUCUCACAAGAACAUUGAACUUUAUCACAACUCAGUGUGUAUGUGUACGUGUAUUACAUACGUAUAGCUAAUGAGCUUCAGCAGACAUGCAACUCUGCUUUGUUCAGAUUUUCUGUGAUCAUCUUGUAAAAGUUUUCUGAAUAUUUGUUCAAAUAAAUUACUUGUUUUCCUUA
This is a messenger RNA of Stegodyphus dumicola, 16655 nucleotides long. Its product is annotated as MAM and LDL-receptor class A domain-containing protein 1-like. Gene Ontology annotation, cellular component: membrane. Lineage: Eukaryota; Metazoa; Arthropoda; Arachnida; Araneae; Eresidae. The record is from RefSeq and is a predicted model, not a curated record. Gene Ontology annotation, molecular function: protein binding.